Molecule: messenger RNA, 6326 nt
Organism: Boleophthalmus pectinirostris (great blue-spotted mudskipper)
Lineage: Eukaryota; Metazoa; Chordata; Actinopteri; Gobiiformes; Gobiidae
Gene: plch1
Product: phospholipase C, eta 1
Biological process (GO): phosphatidylinositol-mediated signaling; lipid metabolic process
Molecular function (GO): phosphatidylinositol-4,5-bisphosphate phospholipase C activity; calcium ion binding
Source: RefSeq, a predicted model, not a curated record
GCGAUGCAUGAGUGUGAUGCAGUCCGGGACACAGAUGGUGAAGCUCAAGGCAGGGUCCAAGGGGCUGGUGAGGCUCUUUUACCUGGACGACCACCGCUCCUGUAUCCGCUGGAAGCCCUCACGCAAGAGUGAGAAGGCCAAGAUCACCAUUGAUUCGCUGUACAAAGUGACAGAGGGAGUUCAGUCGGACAUCUUUCACCGUCAGGCAGAGGGCAGUCUGGAUCCUGCCUGCUGCUUCACCAUCUAUCACGGAAACCACAUGGAGUCUCUGGAUCUGGUCACAUCCAACUCAGAGGAAGCUCGGACCUGGGUCACUGGCCUGCGUUACCUGAUGGCUGGGAUCAGCGAUGAAGACUCUCUCGCCAGACGCCAACGAACACAUGAUCAGUGGAUGAAGCAGACAUUUGAAGAGGCCGAUAAAAAUGGUGAUGGUCUUUUGAACAUCGAUGAAAUUUACCAACUUCUCCACAAGCUCAACGUCAAUCUGCCACGGAGGAAAGUUAAGCAAAUGUUCCAGGAAGCGGACACAGAUGACCAACAGGGCACACUGACGUAUGAGGAGUUCUCCGUCUUCUAUAAAAUGAUGUCAAUGAGGCGAGACCUGUUCCUGCUCAUGAUGGCUUACAGUGAGAGAAAGGACCACCUAAAUACAGAGGAGCUAGCCACCUUCCUGCGCAAUGAGCAGAAGAUGACAAAUGUGACACCAGAGUUUGUAGCAGAAAUCAUUGAGAAGUUCGAGGAAUCUACUGAGAACAAACAAAGGGGAUAUUUGGGCAUUGAAGGAUUCACAAGUUUCAUGCGCAGCCCAACAUGUGACAUUUUCAACCCUUUGCACAAUGAGGUGAACCAGGAUAUGGAGCAGCCUCUCUGUAACUAUUUCAUCGCAUCCUCCCACAACACAUACUUGACUGGGGACCAGCUCCUGUCGCACUCAAAGACAGACAUGUAUGCCUGGGUCCUACAGUCUGGUUGUCGCUGUGUAGAAGUGGACUGUUGGGAUGGUCCUGAUGGAGAACCAAUGGUCCAACAUGGCUAUACUCUCACAUCAAAGAUCCCCUUCAAGUCUGUCAUUGAAACCAUCAAUAAGCACGCCUUUGUGAACAACCAGUUUCCAGUAAUUCUUUCCAUAGAGAACCACUGUAAUAUCCAGCAACAGAAGAAAAUCGCCCAGUACCUGCGAGAAAUCUUUGGAGAUAAAUUAGACAUUGGACAUGUGUUGACGGGAGACUCCAGAACGUUACCAAGUCCUCAGAGUCUUCUGGGCAAGAUACUCAUUAAAGGGAAGAGGCUGCCUGCUUAUUUGUCUGCAGACGUAGAGGAGGGGGAAGUGUCCGACGACGACAGUGCAGAUGAAAUUGAGGACGAUUUCAAGCUCAAGAGCACAAAUGGCAAUGGUCAUCAUCAAGUGGAGUCUCACAUUAGGAAGAAGCUGGACUCUCUGCUCAAAGAGUCCAGAAUUGGAGAUAAGGAGGAUUCGGACAGCUUCAGCAUCAGAGCACUACUGAGAGCCACACACCAGGGUCUGCAGAAAAACCUGCGCCAGGGAUCCAAGGGCGUUUUGAAGAAAUCUCAGAGCAGGUCUCUAAUCACUACGCUUAAACAAAAGAGACACUCCAAAUCCAGGCUGACCUGCCAAAGCGUGGACAAGGAGGACGAGUGUCAGGAGCGGUCUGGGAGGGAUGGAGGACAAUUCAACAGAUAUGGAAGGAAGAGGAAGACCAUGAAACUAGCCGAGAUCUCUAACCUCGUGGUGUUUACUAACUCUGUGGCAUCUCAGGAGUGUCUAAAUGAAGGUACACCUGGUGAUGUUCUCUCCUUCAGUGAGACCAGAGCUCAGUCUCUUGUAAAUCACAAAGCAGAACAGUUUUUGGCCUUUAACCAGAGGCAGCUAUCCCGCAUUUAUCCAUCGGCCUAUCGGAUCGACUCGUCCAACUUCAACCCUCAGUUCUACUGGAAUGUGGGCUGUCAGCUGGUGGCCUUAAACUACCAGACAGAGGGCAGGAUGAUGCAGCUCAAUCGAGCCAAAUUUAUGGUCAAUGGAGGCAGUGGUUAUGUUCUUAAGCCUCCACCUAUGUGCAAAGGCUCUUUUAACCCUUUCAGUGAUGAUCCUCUCCCAGCAUGCCCCAAAAAGCAGCUCAUACUGAAGGUCAUUAGUGGACAGCAGUUGCCCAAACCCCCAGACUCCAUGCUGGGGGACAGAGGAGAGAUUAUUGAUCCAUUCGUUGAAGUGGAAAUUAUUGGUCUUCCAGUAGAUUGCUGCAAGGAACAAACACGUGUGGUGGAUGACAAUGGUUUUAACCCCGUAUGGGAGGAGACACUGUCUUUCACGCUGCACAUGCCCGAGAUGGCUCUGGUACGUUUUCUGGUCUGGGAUCAUGACCCGAUAGGCAGGGACUUCAUUGGACAACGGACUGUGGCCUUCAGCAGCUUAAUGCCAGGCUACCGACAUGUUUACUUAGAGGGUCUGACGGAGGCUUCCAUCUUUGUGCAUGUGUCAGUGCAUGAUGUUUAUGGCAAGGGAAAUCAACUGCGUGGCAUUCGAGGUUUCUUCAACCGUUCUUCCAAGUCCUCUGUGGACACAAACACCGGUGGCCUUCGGAAGCGCUCCAUCAGUGACCAUCUCCUGCGGCGCACGGCCAGCGCCCCAGCCAAAGGCCGCAAGAAGACCAAGAUGCCCCCAUCCGAGUCUGUGGCCUCCAUCUCUGACCAGAAGAACGGGACAGGAGCAACAGCAGCAGGGGGAGGAGUAGGGGAGCAGAGCACUUCGGGACAGGAGACAGGGAUAGUGAGACGCUUCCAGCCUCGAUCCCCUCUCAUCCACAGGCCUAUGUCCAUGCCCUUGGACAGACUUUUACAAGGACAGUUAUCUCUGUGCUCACCUGAUGCAGAGCAGCAGGAGACGGGCUCAGACUCUGGCACUGGAGGAGCCCUUUUUAGGCGUCCCAGGUCUUCUUCACUGGACGUUGCCAUUACACCAACCACUGAACCAAUCUCUACAUCCUCCAAAGCAAGUGUCAACCAAACUGAUCAACCAGUGGGGACUUCAUAUCUCGUCAUUGGUCGGGAGGAGGGCCAGAAAGAAGCAGACUAUGUGAAUUAUCAAGCAAAUGACAUUACCCAAAACAGAUCCAUAAUGGCACCAACAAGAACUGAGUGCAGAUUUUUGUCAAAGCCUGAAUCAUUGUCACACAACGCAACAUUAACAGUUGUUCCUUCAGUCUCUUCAACUCCAGUAGUUUCAUCUAUGUCGACGGCCAACGCGGACACGAAAUGCCAGAGAUCUCUGCAUGAUAGCACCAUUUCCCGACUAAUUGAUGCUGUGUCCCUAGAUGAUGACACAUGUGGUUCUAUCUCCGCUCUGAUUGGCCAGUUUGAUACCUCGGCAGACCAAAGGAAUCUCAUACAAUCCCCUAAUUGCACCUUCUCCAUUCACCACCAAACUACCUCCUUUCUCAAGUCACCUUUCAAGACAACAUCAACUCCCAACAAUUCCCACAGGACAAACCAUUUAAGAUAUUCUACACCAUUACCAUCCAACAAUGCUAAUAUGCUACAUCAGAAGGACAUAUCCAGCCCGGAAACUGCAGAUCUUGAGGAAGUAUACACUAUUCUGGAUGAGGAAGUACUGUUACCUGUCUCUUCAUCCAACCUUAACCAACAGAUUUCAAGUAGGAAUACCCCAGUACAAAGCUUAGCUCCCUCACCAACAAAAGCUCUUAAUAAUUGGAAUAGUAGCAAAUACAUUGAAGCGGCUGGGGAAAGUAUUUAUGAGGAAGUUGUUGAUCCUCCAGAAAGAAUGCCACAAAUGGACACACUUAGGUCAAAUGCCCCCUUAAGCCCGCCUUUGCAGGACUGUUAUAAUUUCCCAACUCAAAAUGGCUACAAUGAAGUGGAGAUAAAUGUUGAUGAGGAUCCAUUGGAUAGGAUUAUGACUACACCAAAAUAUGGCAGCCCCUGGAAAGAGCUCACAAGCCCUACCAAACGGCACGCUAUCUACCAAAACAAUGAGUCACCCACCAAGUGCUACGACCCUGUCAAAUCAUACGGUGAACGCCAACAAACGGUGAUGAAUAAAUCUCAUUUGUCAUCUUCACAAUGUCCAUCCCCGGUUAAUACAUUUACCUUUAGAGAACCUACUAUACACCACUGUAUGCAAAACUCCUAUAGGCCUAAUACAUCUCUCCCACUACAUCAAAAUGGCUAUCAAAACAAUCAAUCAAUCAAUUCAGAAAGCCACUGCAGAGACUUCAACAGAAAUUACACACAUAACAAGGAACUGAAUUGUAAUACUAACAAGAUACGAAAUAUGGCUAAUCAUGAAGAAGCAUUGCAGUAUAGAUUUAGUUCUUUUGAAAAUCUGACUAGGCAGUUAGCAGGAGCCCCAAAUAACUGCAGAGAUAGCAUUUCAUCUCCCAGUUUUGUCAGUUCACUGCAAAACCACCUGAGGUAUAAUUGUAUGUCACCCCCUCCACAGUCGCCUCCCGUUCUCAACCCCUAUCUCUCAUCAAGUAGGACAAAUCAGACUUCAUUAUGUAGUAAUAAGCAAUUUCUGGAGGCUAGAUUUUCCUUGCAAACAAGCUUAGAACUUCCUAUUACACAACCAAGCCACAAAGAGUCCAUUCCCCCUAGUCAAGCUAAGUCUAAAUCUUUAGGUGACUUGACUUCUGAGGACAUCUCCUGCAACUUCAAGGGGAAAUAUCACAUCAUUAGUCGUAGUUUUGUCACGCCAAAACAAAAUCAGACUGGCGUCACAAAUGUUGACCAUUUGCCAAUGCAGUCAUGUGACCCCCUAACAGAACAACUUCGCAAACUGGUCACUCUUGAAGGAGAUGAGGGUGGUAGGAAUGGACUAGACUCACCAAAUCAUCAGCAGAGGAAUUCGCCAUUGUUCCAUCAUGAAACAAGUCCAAUGAACGUUGAUGAACCUCCACCAUUAUUAACCCGCCGUUUGUCUUCUCGGAGCCAAAGCCGAGUGCGUAAUAUCAACAACCGUGCCCGUGAAAGGCAACAGGAGGCUUCCAGGGUGUGGGGAGGUGAACAUCCAAACAGUGCCGCCACUAGUAUAGGUGGUGUGGUUUUAAGAAAUAAAGGGUCUAUGUUGAACCCACCAGCCAACCGACACUCCACUGGGUCAUACAUAGCGGGUUACCUCAGUCAAAUAGAGGACAGAGGGCUUCCUGAAGGAGCUUGUACAUCUUUGCGUUAUGGGAAUGAUCACUAUAGGGAUCGCUACUACACAGAUGAUACUCUGGUACCAGCCAAUACUGCAGAGUCUGUGUCUGAGCCGGAGGUGUACUUUCUCCUUCGACUAUAGGUUUUUAGAGUAAAUGUCUUCAAUCUAUGUAAGAUUUCUUCUUGGCCAAGCCAGAGGAUAAAAUAUUCAGUAUAACUAAGCAUCUCCAAGUUUGACUGUUUGAAAUUGAGCUGUUUGUCUGUUUAGUAAAUGAUGGUCAACUGAAGUCUGAUAAUGUAUUGUUAAUAUUUCUGCUAAAUGUAUAAAUGUGCUUGGCACUCCCAAACUGAUUGUACAGAUCUGUCUCUGUGAUUUAUUGUCUAACAUGUGUAUAUCGUUAAUGGAGCAAAAAAGAAUAGGAUGUUUGAAACAGAGAAAGAAUGUCUUUCUUUGUGUCACAUGAAUGUGUAGUAUAACAAGAAUUACACUUUUUUUGUCCCCCAAUCAUGAAAGCAAAUGUGAGGGAUACGAGGACCCCUGUACUGACUAAACUAAGUAUUUUAAAUAAGUGCUAGAUUUCUGUAAAAUGAAGAAGGGGAAAUAUGUGGCAACAAAUGAAACAUUUUUUGACCAUGUAGAUGUGAAACACUUUCAGUCUUCCUUCUCUUCCAGUGCUGUCAGGGUGUAUUUUGUUGAGUCUAAUAUCCCUCAUUGUUUAAUUCAACAACUUGUACAUUUACAUGUAUGUAUGUUUGUGCAUGUUACGUGUGAACAUGUCAAGCAUGACUAUGCACCACUUUUUACAGUCUAUGUUGCAUUGCUGAAUGACAUUUGCACAAUAACAUUUGCAUUGGAUAAGAAAGAGGACUCUGGUGUAAUACAGUAUACACACCUCCGGUAGGUAAAGAUGUGAAGUUUAAAGGUUUUUUAUUUUUAUAAUUGCUUUGAUACAAACUUCAAACUAAUUUUCCCGUUGGUUAUGGUAAUUUCCUUUUCUAAAUAAGAGUAAUUGUGGGGACUGCAGUUGAACUGAAUUUUUAAUUUUUUUCUAUUGUUUCAGUGUUCCACCAUACUUUAUUCUUUGUAUUGCUGCUCAUCAAAGGAGUGUGAGCAAUUUCCUACCAAUGCAAUAAAUCUUGAGUAUUUGAUUUCA